UUGUUUUCACUGCUCUUACUGUCUUACAAGUAUAAUCACGCUAAUCCAUCAGCGGAGAGAAAAUUCAAUUUAUUGUUUCUUUUUAGUGUCUUCUUUUCUAUGAUAUAUCUUUGGAUUAAUUGAUGCUUGCAAUUCAAUCAAUCAUUACGCAGUCACACCGUUCCCAUAUUCGUUGUUUAACCAAUGUCAACUCGAAGGGAAAGCUCAGAGAAUGGAGCUACAAGGAAACGCUUGAAACCUGAGGGGGAAGAAGAGGGGAAAGCUGAAGCAGAUUCAGUACGUACUGUACAAGAGGAAGAAAUGGAGGCCAACAUUACUGGAUCUGAGGAAAUGGAACUGAAUAUCUCUCUUAUUCUUGAGAAAAUUGAGAAUUUUACUCAAAGGGUAUCUGAGCUCUUGGAAUCAGGGAAAACAAUGUUUAAGGAAUUAAGCAAUGAAUUUGAGGAGAAACUGAUUAUGAUUCAUAAGGAGCAAGUGGAGAAAUGGCAGGAAGAAAUUAAAGAAUUGCGUGCAAUUGAUGCCUCGAAUGAGGAAGCUAAUGCUGUUCUGCAUAAUGCUCGAUAUCUACUUCAGCUCAAUCAGAAUGAUUAGUGAAGGUUUUCGUAUAUCUCCUGUUUAAGUGGAAACUGUGAAGUUCGUCAUCUGUAUUUUCUUUUAUCUGGAACCAAUUGGUGCAUCAUUAUAAAUACUCUUUUUAUUAAAUAUAUAGAUGGUUAAAUGACAAGUGUGGUCUGAUAGCCAAAAUGCCGUAUCAAUUCAGUGUUGCUCUGCUUGGGAGCAAGUGUAAGAGGGAAAAAAAAGAAUGUUCUUGGGCUACUAUUGACAGUUUAGAACUAAAUUUCGCAAACAAGUAGCUCUCCUAUACUUCAUUGACUUAUCUCAGUGAAAAUGCGGCGAUGAAGUGGGUAUCUCAUGCCUUUGCAACUUUCCCCUUUAUUCCUGUUUGAAACACCAAAAGCCAUUGUUUAUAGAUUGCUUCUAUAGAAUUUUAUCUUUUACUUUUCGGUA
Molecule: messenger RNA, 1008 nt
Organism: Arachis ipaensis
Lineage: Eukaryota; Viridiplantae; Streptophyta; Magnoliopsida; Fabales; Fabaceae
Product: knotted 1-binding protein
Source: RefSeq, a predicted model, not a curated record